GCCUUUUCCCGCAAAUUCCAAAUUUUCCUUUCCCCCACAGCUUUCUGUUUCAUCUACUCUGCAAAAAAUCUGCAAAUCAAUUCGGAAUCGCAUGCAAUUGCAUCCUCGUUCUUCAAAAUCAUCCACUGAAUUUGCAUCCGUGCAUACACAAUUCAUCGUGUGCAUAUGCUAUGGAGCCUCCUCCGCCUCAAUUAUUGCCACCGCAACCGCAGCAUUUCUCCGUCAGGCGAUACAACCACCGCAGCCACCGCGGCGAGGGCGGCGGGCCGAUGGAGAUGACGAAGGAGCAUUCCAACUCGGAGAAUAGCGAGAGCAGCAGCUCGGGGGAGAGGCGCGGCGGAGGCGAGAUGCGCCGCGCUGCGUUGGAUUGCAACCUGGCGUCGCUUUGUGAUCACAUCCAAUUGGAAGGGUUUAACAACGGCGUUUUCUCCGACGUCGUUUUGAAAGCCAUGGGAUCCACCUAUCACCUCCAUCGCCUCAUACUCUCCCGGAGUUCUUACUUUCGGAAUAUGCUCCAGGGACCUUGGAAAGAAGCCAACGCUCCAGUUUUGACUCUGAAUGUGGAUGAUAGCAAUGUAAACGGUGAAGCGAUGGAGAUAGCUUUGACCUACCUCUAUGGUCAUUAUCCCAAGCUUAAUGACAAUAACGCGUUUCGAGUUCUAGCUGCUGCUUCUUUUCUUGACCUUCAGGAUUUAUGCGCUAUUUGCACAGAUUUCAUUAUUGCUGAAUUGUGGUCUACCAACUUCUUAACUUAUCAGGUCUUUGCCGAGAGCCAAGAUUAUGGCUUUCAUGGGGAACGUGUUAGAAACGCUUGUUGGGGCUACCUUUGUCAAAGUGGUGCUCAGGAAUUGAAAGAGGUCCUCCCAAAACUUUCCUCUCAAACAUUGCUUGCUUUACUUACCUCAGAUGAGUUAUGGGUGCCCAAUGAAGAGAAACGAUUCGAACUGGCACUAUACACUCUUCUUGCAAAAGGCACACUUUGCAAAGAACAUAAUGAGCAGGACAGUGCAGGUUUUGAGGUCAUAGACAGUACUGAUUCAACUAGAGUAAACAAAAAAUAUGUGGGCGAUGAAAGCACUAAUGAUUUGCUGGAAACUGAAAAGGGGCGCAGAAAAUCAAAAGAUGAAGUUGAAGGCGAGUACACUGCUCGUAAAAUUUUGGUGGAGCUGGCUGACUCCAUAGUGGAUUCUCAUUUUAGCGUUGACAACUUUGGUGAAGCCCGGACAUUAUAUGGCGAAUCUAGUUUGGAGUUAGCUUAUGAUUGUAGCGGCCAACAACCUUCAUCAAGCAAUAAACUUAAUACCAAUGACAUUAGUGCUUCAUGUUCUUAUUCAACUGUUGGACAGAGUAAAUCGGCAAGCAGUGAUUUGGCUUCAGAAGGGCCUUCAGAUGGAGAUCCGUGCUACCAAUUAAACAAGAGCUGGGCACCAGGAAAUCAAAUACACUGCAUUUCGAUGAACUCUUCCAGUAAUAUGCUGAUGCCUAAUGAAUGGGAACGAUGUAACAUGUCACCUUUGACAUGGGGUGGUAGGACUGUGGGCAGAAGAGAGGUAAAUGGUUGCCUAAAACGGAAUUGUGGGAUGAGCAGAGAAGAUUAUGAUUCUUUUGUUAACAUGUUUGAAGGUGGCUCUCUUUUAUACUGUAACAUGUCCUUUGAGGCCCUCUUAAAUGCAAGAAAACAUCUUGAAGAACUGGGCUUCCCUAGCAAAGCAGUGAAUGAUGGUUUAUGGCUACAGACGCUCUUAAGCCAAAGAGUGCAAGAAGUUGGUGCUGAUACAUGCAGAAAUUGCUACCGCGUGAGUAUUGCAUGUAUGUGCAGACAGCCAUUUGGAUACUCAACUGGAGUUACUGCACCUGGAUACUACAUGCAAGAUCACGAGCACAAUAAUCUACCCCAAAAUGAAAUUGGACAUGCCUAUGUCAAUAGUUCUGCUCAAGGGGAAAGAAACGGCCUCUUUAGGCCGGUUCGUGUACAUGACAGGGGCCCGAUUGAUGGACUGGCAGGCAUUGGUCGCGGAACUACAUUUGCGCCUGUAGCUACUUGGCCACCAACUCGUUAUGUCUUUUCUCGUGUUCCAUUUGGUAUUGGCAACCGAAACAGUCACCAAGCUCCUGCCAACGAUGGACCAGAUAAUAGACCUGACAGCAAUGCGGACCUUGCUGGGGAUGGAUUAACUGUUUUGGUUGGGCUAAGUAUGGGAUCGAAUGAUGCCACUAACGUGCAUGAGGUACAACUAGGAAGAGAAUUUGAGACAGGUCAGCAGAGCAGGCAGGUGGGAUCUUUAGCCACUGGGUCAACUGGGUUAACUACCAAUGGCACUCCCAUGCAAAUGAUAGACUCAUCGGAGCAUGCUAUGGGGGUUGAGUGGGAGAAUGCAAAUAGUUCUAUAUCAUUGGACCUGAAAACACCUUUGAAUCACUUUCCGCCACUUCGUUUUGCGGUCGAAUUCCAGGAUGUGCAUAGACUCUGUGAUGGCCAAGUCAAGCACUCCCCUGAAGCAUUUUAUGCAGGUUCCUUGUGGAAGGUAAGUGUCCAGGCUUUUAGUGAUGAAGAUCCACAAGGUCGUCGUACACUUGGCUUGUUUCUUCAUCGGCGGAAGGCAGAAAUCAACGAUCCACACAGAAAGGUCCAUAUGUACGUUGAUUCUAGGGAAAAGGUUACUGCUAGAUAUCAGUUGAUAUGCCCGUCGAAGAGAGAGGUGUUGGUUUUUGGGAGCUAUAAACAAACGGGCACGCUUCUGCCAAAAGCUCCAAAGGGAUGGGGCUGGCGUACAGCAUUGUUGUUUGAUGAGCUCGGUGCUCUACUCCAAAAUGGAACCCUACGAGUUGCAGCUGUAGUGCAGCUUAUCUGAAUCCUCUUAAGAUAUAAAUCAUGGAAUGGAUUACGUCUCUUUCAUGCUCCAUCUCCAUCUUCCAAUCCUUCGACAGCUGGAGCUUCGUCUCAACGAUACUACAGUGGCUCGAAUUCAUUUUCCUAGCACCAUGUCUGCUGAGGAUCCGUUUCAUGGCCAUUGAUCUUAUUUUCCUGCUAUCCCUCCUCGCUCCAUGGCUCAAAACAUUGCUCGUCUCUGCCCCCACCACCCCUCUCGAAGAGCCUCUUAUCCGCCCUCGUACUCAUUCAAUAACCACGAUUCGUUACAAAGCCACAGUUUAUGUAACAGCCCUCUUGGCUCUAGGCUACGCUGCUCUCAGCCUAUCGGCACUGAGUCGAGGAGUGGGAUCGGAAUGGAGUGGCGUGGAUCUUCUGUCCUGUCUCUUUCAAGCAAUGACCAAUGCAGUGAUUCUGUUUAUGAUCACGGAAAUAAGAUCUGUGGGUGCGCCAUCGUACCCGUCCCCUGUCCGAGUGUACUGGAGCUCGAGUUUCUUCCUCGUAUGCUUGUCUUCUGCAACAGCUCUUGUUCGUCUAGUAUCGGGUGAUGAUCAAGAUAUGGAAGUGGAUGACAUAUUCUUCUUGAUCACCUUCCCUUUCAACACUUUUUUUUUUUUAGUUUCCAUGAAUGGAUCAACUGGGAUUCGUAGCACUAGUGUUGAUGAAGACUUAGAUGCUUGAUUUGAGUGGCUAAGUCACCAGAUUCAUUGAUUUUCUUGAAGAAAAGAGUAAAAUUAGGGAUUAGCAAAAUAUCCGAAAUUUGAAUAUUCGAUAUUAAUUCUUAAUCAAGUUGAAUUUUGGGUUUUAAACUUUUCGUAGGGAUUUUUUCGGAUUUCUAUUUCAAUUAUAUUAAACUUUUGGCAA
This is a messenger RNA of Salvia hispanica, 3733 nucleotides long. Its product is annotated as BTB/POZ domain-containing protein. NCBI's taxonomy places the organism in Eukaryota, Viridiplantae, Streptophyta, Magnoliopsida, Lamiales, Lamiaceae. Gene Ontology annotation, molecular function: protein binding. The record is from RefSeq and is a predicted model, not a curated record.